CUCCCCGCAGCUGCUCUGGUGCUUGCCCGCCCGAUCGCCCGCCAUGGCCAGCAUUAAGGACCUCGAGGGGAAGUGGCGCCUGACGGAGAGCCAAGGCUUUGAGGAGUACAUGAAGGAGCUAGGAGUGGGACUAGCUCUCAGGAAAAUGGGUGCCAUGGCCAAACCAGACUGCAUCAUCACUUGUGACGGCAACAAUAUCACCAUCAAGACUGAGAGCACUUUGAAGACAACUCAGUUUUCUUGUACCCUGGGGGAGAAGUUUGAGGAAACUACAGCCGAUGGCAGGAAAACUCAGACCGUCUGCACCUUCACCGACGGCGCUCUGGUCCAGCACCAGAACUGGGAUGGCAAGGAAAGCACCAUAACAAGAAAAGUGAAGGAUGGGAAGCUGGUGGUGGAUUGUGUCAUGAACAAUGUGACCUGCACUCGGGUGUACGAAAAGGUGGAGUGAGCAUUUCAUCAGCACCCUCGACAGGAAUUAGCGGCGAGGGUGAACCCGCUCAGUUCAAUGAGCAGGUCAUGAAAAUCCAC
This is a messenger RNA of Phodopus roborovskii (desert hamster), 531 nucleotides long. RefSeq names its product fatty acid binding protein 5 (gene Fabp5). Bases 44 to 451 code for a protein of 135 amino acids. The record is from RefSeq and is a predicted model, not a curated record. The transcript has 4 exons. Gene Ontology annotation, biological process: fatty acid transport. Lineage: Eukaryota; Metazoa; Chordata; Mammalia; Rodentia; Cricetidae. Gene Ontology annotation, molecular function: fatty acid binding. Gene Ontology annotation, cellular component: cytosol; nucleus.